Molecule: messenger RNA, 1063 nt
Organism: Talpa occidentalis (Iberian mole)
Lineage: Eukaryota; Metazoa; Chordata; Mammalia; Eulipotyphla; Talpidae
Product: olfactory receptor 4K1
Exons: 1
Coding region: 55-990 (311 amino acids)
Biological process (GO): G protein-coupled receptor signaling pathway
Cellular component (GO): membrane
Molecular function (GO): olfactory receptor activity; G protein-coupled receptor activity
Source: RefSeq, a predicted model, not a curated record
UCAUUGUGAUAUUUUCUGGACUUUCUUAUAUUCAGGUGACUGUAAACCGGACACAUGGCUCAAGCAAACGAAUCAGUGGUAUCUGAGUUUGUGCUUCUGGGACUCUCUAAUUCUUGGGAACUUCAGAUUUUCUUAUUUUCCAUCUUCUUUAUAGUGUAUGUGACAUCAGUACUGGGUAACAUCAUGAUUAUUAUUAUCAUUUCCUCUGACUCCCAUUUGAACUCCCCUAUGUACUUCCUGCUCAGUAACCUUUCUUUUAUUGACAUCUGCCAAUCGAACUUUGCCACCCCCAAGAUGCUCGUGGACUUUUUUGUUGAACGCAAGACUAUUUCCUUUGCAGGCUGCAUGGCCCAGAUAUUCCUUCUUCAUAGUUUUGUUGGGAGUGAGAUGAUUUUGCUAGUAGCAAUGGCAUAUGACAGAUUUAUAGCCAUCUGUAAACCCCUGCACUAUAGCACAAUUAUGACUCGGAGACUCUGUAUAAUUUUUGUGAUUAUUUCCUGGGCUGUGGGUAUUCUGCAUUCAGUAAGUCACCUGGCUUUUACAGUGGAUCUGCCAUUCUGUGGUCCCAAUGAAGUAAACAGCUUCUUUUGUGACCUUCCCCUGGUGAUAGAGCUGGCUUGCAUGGAUACUUAUGAGAUGGAAAUUAUGACCCUAACUAACAGUGGCCUGAUAUCACUGAGCUGUUUUCUGGCUUUAAUAAUUUCCUAUGCCAUUAUUCUGAUCACUGUCAGGCAAAGGUCCUCCAGUGGGUCAGCCAAGGCACUGUCUACAUUAACUGCCCACAUCACAGUGGUGAUUCUUUUCUUUGGGCCUUGCAUUUAUUUCUAUAUAUGGCCUUUUAGCAGACUUUCUGUGGAUAAGUUCCUUUCUGUGUUCUACACUGUUUGUACACCCCUGUUGAAUCCCAUCAUCUACUCUCUGAGGAAUGAAGAUUUUAAAUCAGCCAUGAGAAAGUUGAGAAACCGUCAUGUGGAUUCCUGGAAAAACUAAGGGUCACCAUGAGGAAGCAUAAUCUCGAAUGGGUAUGAAGAGCGUCCACUGGAUCAUAGUAUCUUGCCAAUUA